AUGCAACCUCAAAAACCUCGAGGUCGACAUUUUACUACAGAUGACAAGGUAUUUKCUUUAUCUCUUUAUAAACAAAGUGGUAAAGCAUAUAAGGUACUUUCAAAAAUGUUUGCAUUACUCUCACGGAAAUGUAUUUUGGAUUUGUUAAAGAAGAUUCCAUUUGAAGCCGGUAUAAAUAAACGUAUUUUUGAACAUCUCAAGACAGCUGUACAGAAAAUAAAGCAUAAACUUGAUCGCUAUAGCACAGUGGUUUUUGAUGASAUAUCACUUUCGGCGUCAUUGCAGUAUUUGAAACAAUAUGAUAAAGAGAUUGGGUUUAAAGAUUUUGGUGGACAAAAUCGAUCAUCUGAUUUUGCAGAUAAAGCUUUAGUUUUUAUGGUCAGAGGGUCACGUAAAAAGUUUAAGCAGCCAGUUGCAUUCUAUUUAACUAAUGGUAACAUGGACAGUACACAUUUGUCAAUUAUUAUCAAAGAAGUUAUUAAAGCUGUUCAAUUGACAGGACUUACAGUGGUAUCUACUGUUUGUGAUCAAGCUCCUACAAAUGUUGCAGCAAUCAACCGAUUACUCAAAGAAACAAAUGAGAAGUAUGUAACAAAAGGUAAACAAAGUAGAAGAUUUGGUUUUGAAAUAAGAACUCAAGACAUUAUACCUCUCUAUGAUGUACCUCAUUUGUUGAAAGGUCUGAGAAAUAAUUUAGUUUCAAAAGAUCUCCAUUUCACAUAUGACGAUAAAAAAAUGAUUGUAUCAAGGAAACAUCUCAUUCAGUUUUAUGAAAUGGACAAAAACCAAAGUACUGGAGGGGAUCGCCUAACUCCUAAGCUUACAGAUAACCAUAUAUAUCCUAAAAAAAUGAAAGUUGCAUGUGCCGCUCAUGUGUUUAGCCAAAGAGUUGGUGCCAUUAUGAAAAGGUUGCCUUUUAUGUUAAAUACAUYAAACGAWGAGUGUCCAGAAAAUAAAAUAGUUCAAUCUUCURUAGAAGAUACUGGAUUCUUGUGUUUAUUUAUUGAUAACUUAUUUGAUAGUGUCAAUGGUAAUACAAUUAAACCAGUUGCUGGAAAAGAAUUGCGAAGUGCGGUUUCUUUCAAUUCUGCCCACUGGGACUUCUGGCGCAAAGCUUUAAUUGUUUUACAAAGUACUAUGCAGUAUGAGACAAAAACCAAAAUAUUAAUUCCUUCUGUUGUAAACUGGAUUAAAACUAUUAAAGGAUUACAAGCACUUUACACAAARCUUCUUAAUGAUGGGUUUAAAUACAUACUCUUGAGAAAUUUUAACCAGGAUCCAAUUGAAAACUUUUUUGGUUCGAUACGGAGCCAUGGUAUACAUAAUAUUAAACCAACGUGUGCCAACUUUAUUUCAUCAUUCAAGGCACUACUUAUUAAUAAUUUUACUUCAAGUCACUCAUUUGAGUCCAACUGUGAAAAUGACGACUGUGAUGAGACAACUAGAUAA
This is a messenger RNA of Diuraphis noxia (Russian wheat aphid), 1449 nucleotides long. RefSeq lists its product as uncharacterized. NCBI's taxonomy places the organism in Eukaryota, Metazoa, Arthropoda, Insecta, Hemiptera, Aphididae. The record is from RefSeq and is a predicted model, not a curated record.